This is a messenger RNA of Ictalurus furcatus (blue catfish), 2255 nucleotides long. RefSeq names its product terminal nucleotidyltransferase 5C (gene tent5c). The record is from RefSeq and is a predicted model, not a curated record. The transcript has 2 exons. Gene Ontology annotation, biological process: mRNA stabilization. The coding region runs from base 789 to 1958 and encodes 389 amino acids. Lineage: Eukaryota; Metazoa; Chordata; Actinopteri; Siluriformes; Ictaluridae. Gene Ontology annotation, molecular function: RNA binding; poly(A) RNA polymerase activity.
UAUGAACAGUUAGCUUCACCACCCAACAUAAAGACAUAUCAUUAUACAAACAUAUCAUUAUAAGUAUUAUGAUGACAAAAGUAUGAAGAGAAACUGGUGUUUCAUGAUUAGAGACAAAGAAGUUGAUGAAUAAAACGUGUAAGACACCUCGCUCGGCACGAGGCGCCUAACACAUGCUGAAACGAUGAGGACUUGGGCGGAUGGUUACCGGGCAACGCAAAACCCCGCUCAGCCAAUCAGAGACUCGCAGAUCGCAUGCGGGGAACGGAUCCCCGUGUAUUUUUAAAUCCAUGCGCCGUGAGAGCUGCACUCUUUGACUUCCGACCAUCUAUGGUAAUCAUGCUCCACAUCUGUGCACCAACACAGUACAAACCGGAUUAUCAUCAUUAUUAUUUAAAGAAAAACCUAAAUAAUAAUAGGCUAAGUUUGUGAAAUAUAGUGCGUCAUCGUGAAAGGUGGAUUUUUUUUUUGUUUUUUUGGGGGGGGGGGAGGAGGAGGCGGAGGAUGUAGUGGAGGGGUAUAUACUUUUACCCAGCAGGCUGUUCGGCCUAUAAGAAGGCGAGGCAGCGCUGUGGAGUCAGAAGAGCAGAAUCGAAUGCGGAACACUGAGUUGGCGAGUGUGUGAGAGAGAGAGCGAGAGAGCGAGAGCGAGAGUGUGUGUGUGUUUGUGGAUGGAGCAACAAAACUUUCCUUAACGACCCUGCGUUUCCUCCUCCGCGUCGUGUGAGCGCUUCGACUGGAUCCCGAGUUAACGGCAGGUCUGAUUUUUGUCUGAAGGAACCCUAACGAUGGCGAACAUGUCCGAGGCGUCAAACAGCAGCAAGAGCGAGUCGUGCAGCGUCCUUACCUGGGAUCAGGUGAGCCGGUUAAACGAGGUGCUGAGCGAGCCGGUGCCGGUCCACGGCCGGGGCAACUUCCCUACCCUGGAGGUGCGGCUGAAGGAAAUCGUCCAGAAGGUGCGCGUCCGGCUCGAGCAGAGCGGCAUCAAAGUCAACGACGUUCGCUUGAACGGCUCCACGGCCAGCCACGUGCUGGUGAAGGACAUUGGCUGGAGCUACAAAGAUCUGGAUGUCAUCUUCAGAGUCGAUCUCCCCCAGGAGACCGAGUUCCAGCUCAUCAAAGAUGUGGUGCUGAGCACUUUGUUGGACUUCCUGCCAGAAGGGGUUAACAAGGAGAAGAUCACACACAUGACCCUGAAGGAGGCCUACGUGCAGAAACUGGUCAAAGUGUAUACGGAGCAGGACCGCUGGUCUCUUAUCUCCCUGUCCAACAAUAACGGACGCAACGUGGAGCUGAAGUUCGUGGACUCGAUCCGCAGGCAGUUCGAGUUUAGCGUGGACUCCUUCCAGAUCGUUUUGGACUCCGUGCUGUCUUAUUACGACCUCUCGGAAAAGCCCAUGUCUCAGCAUUUCCACCCUAGUGUGGUGGGCGAGAGCAUGUAUGGUGACUUUGCUGUGGCUCUCGACCACCUCAGGAACAAGGUGAUUGCCACCAAAAGGCCAGAGGAGAUCCGUGGGGGCGGUUUGCUGAAAUAUUGUAACCUCCUGGUGAGAGACUUCAGGCCCACGGACGAGGAGGCGUUCAAAGCGUUGGAGCGCUACAUGUGCUCUCGGUUCUUCAUCGAUUUUCCUGACAUCGGCGAGCAGCAGCGGAAACUUGAGGCCUACCUGCAGAGUCAUUUUGUCGGUGAGGAGAAAAGCAAGUAUGACUACCUCAUGAUUCUGCGACGGGUUGUGAACGAGAGCACGGUCUGCCUCAUGGGACACGAGAGGAGGCAGACGCUUAACCUCAUCUCACUCACAGCGUUCCGGGUGCUCGCCGAGCAGAACGUCAUACCAGAUGCCUCUAACGUGACCUGUUAUUACCAGCCAGCACCUUAUGUCCGAGACCUGAACUUCAGUAACUAUUAUGUGGCCUCUUGUAACCAGUCCAUUCCAACAUGGCUGCCAUGUAACUAAAACUCUCAAUGAUGCUUUAUUAAUGAAGGGGUGGGGGGGAAAAACAGCUGUUUGGCCAUGAGUGGUAUUUUCCUGUGUGGGCAUAAAGGAUAUUUAAAAGGACAAGCAUUCUAUCUUAAUUAGUUUGUUUUUGUUCCUUUUUCUUUUUUUCUUUUUUUUUUUUUUUGGGGUUAGGGUGGACUCGGCUAAAUUCUUAUCUGUCAGUGUGUCAAGACCUUUGGAUCCAAAGUAAUAUAUAUAUAUUUUUAGAGCUUGGAUUAUCUAUAUUGGGAGGUUGGCGGAGGGUGUCAUGCUCCC